Messenger RNA from Alternaria novae-zelandiae, 732 nucleotides. RefSeq lists its product as uncharacterized. Gene Ontology annotation, molecular function: sulfite transmembrane transporter activity. The coding region runs from base 1 to 732 and encodes 243 amino acids. Gene Ontology annotation, biological process: sulfite transmembrane transport; transmembrane transport. The record is from RefSeq and is a predicted model, not a curated record. The transcript has a single exon. Lineage: Eukaryota; Fungi; Ascomycota; Dothideomycetes; Pleosporales; Pleosporaceae. Gene Ontology annotation, cellular component: plasma membrane.
AUGACGGAACACCACAAUCGCCACGAGACAAUGACAGCAGCCUGGCUUUUACCAAUCGUAGCCUGUAUUGUUGCAGCAGCUUCCGGUGGUGUUGUCGCGUCAGUGCUACCUGAGCCAAACCACGCCCUCAUUACCAUAGUCACCAGCUAUGUGCUGUGGGGUAUGGGCGUGCCACUAGCACUCGUGGUUAUGGUGAUGUACUUCCACCGUCUUGCCAUCCAUAAUCUCCCAUCUCAGGAAGUGAUCGUCAGUGUCUUCCUGCCUCUUGGACCUAUGGGACAGGGCGGAUACGCUGCGUUGAAACUCGGAAUGCAGGCUUCAAAGACCUUUCCAGAGACGAACACGUUGCAUCCAAUGGCCGGCGAAGUUCUCUACGUACUAGGCUGGAUGACCGCCAUUACGCUAUGGGGGUUUGGAUUGGUAUGGCUAUUCUUCGCAGUCGCGUCAAUCAGUCGGAGCAAGUUCCCUUUCAAUAUGGGUUGGUGGGGGUUCACUUUUCCCAUUGGCGUCUUUACAAUGUCUACCAUCACCAUCGGACAGGAACUGCCAUCCGCAUUCUUCAGGAUUCUGGGUACGGUACUUGGUGCCAGUGUCAUACUUCUGUGGCUACUAGUCGCUGUCGGUACUGUGAAGAACAUGGUGUAUGGCAAUAUGUUCCAAGCGCCAUGCUUGCGCGAGAUGGAGAAGCAAGCAUGUGCAGCGUCUGCUGGAAUGCAACAGCAGGACGUGUGA